AUAGCUAUGUCUGCAUCGCCAUGGAAGCCUUGGAUCAGCUCCUGAUGGCGUGUCAUUGUCAGAGCAUCAACCUGUUCGUGGAGAGUUUUCUCAAGAUGGUGGCCAAACUCUUAGAAUCGGAAAAGCCAAACCUCCAGAUUCUAGGAACAAACUCAUUUGUAAAGUUUGCAAACAUUGAAGAAGACACCCCCUCCUACCACCGGAGCUAUGACUUCUUCGUGUCUCGAUUCAGUGAAAUGUGCCACUCCAGCUACGAUGAUGUGGAGACAAGGACCAAGAUCCGGAUGUCAGGGAUCAAGGGCCUCCAGGGUGUUGUGAGGAAAACUGUGAACGAUGAACUUCAGGCCAACAUCUGGGAGCCCCAACACAUGGACAAGAUCGUUCCAUCACUUCUGUACAAUCUUCAGCAUGUGGAGGAGACAGAGAGCCGCUCUCCAUCGCCACUGCAGAGCACAGACAAGGAGAAGGAGAAUCCAGCGGAGCUGGCAGAGAGAUGUCUGAGGGAACUGCUGGGUAGAGCGGCCUAUGGUAACAUCAAGAACGCCAUUAAGCCAGUUCUCAUGCACCUUGAUAACCAUUCCUUGUGGGAGCCUAAAGUCUUCGCUGUGCGAUGCUUCAAGAUAAUCAUGUACUCCAUACAGCCCCAGCACUCACAUCUGGUGAUCCAGCAGCUGCUCAGCCACUUGGAUGCAAACAGCAAGAGUGCCGCCACCAUACGGGCUGGGAUUGUGGAGGUCCUGUCUGAGGCCGCGGUCAUAGCUGCCACAGGUCCUGUUGGGCCUACAGUCCUGGAAGUGUUCAACACUCUUCUGAGGCAGCUGCGACUGAGCAUCGACUAUGAACUUACGGGCAGCUAUGACUCUGCCAUCAACAUAGGUACCAAGAUUAUCAAAGAGCAUGAAGAAAGAAUGUUCCAGGAAGCUGUCAUCAAGACUAUUGGUUCAUUUGCCAGCACUCUGCCCACUUACCAAAGGUCAGAGGUCAUGUUGUUUAUCAUGGGAAAAGUGCCACUUCCUUCAGUGCAUCAUAGUAUGGAACCUGGAAAAGCAGGAGAAAACAGAAAUCGUCUGAUUCAGGUCAUGCUUCUGAAGUCACUUCUUCAGGUGUCCCUGGGCUUCCAGUGUACCAAUAUGCUGACCGCGUUACCCAGCUCUUUCCUUGACCCGCUGCUUUCCUCCACCUUGAUGGAAGACGCUGAGCUCCGACUGUUUGUACUGGAGAUUCUCAUCUCAUUGAUAGACCGCCAUGGGAACAGGCGCAAGUUUUCCACCAUCAGUACAGUCCCGGAUAUCUCUGUCCUGAAUCUGAAGGUGGACAAGUGUUCAAGGCCGGAUACGCUGUUUAUGAAGAAGCAUUCCCAACAGCUAUACCAGCACAUCUACCUGAGCUGUAAUGACCCCAGCAAUGUCCAGGCUCACUAUGAAGCUCUGUAUGCAUUACUUGUCAUGAUCAGUAUUGAAUUGGCCAAUGAGGAAGUGGUGGUGGAUCUGGUCCGACUGGUACUUGCUGUGCAGGACUUAUCUCUGAAUAAUGAGGAUAACCUUCCAGCGUAUAAUCGUUGUGCAUUGCACGCCCUCUGCGCUGCUUACCUGAACCUGAUCAGCCAGCUCACCACAGUGCCCGCCUUCUGCCAACAUAUUCAUGAGGUGAUAGAGAUGAGGAAGAAAGACGCUCCAUAUUUAUUGCCAGAAGACGUCUUUGAGGAAAAGCCAAGGUGGUCGAAGAAUGUUGAUCACAUUGAGACAGAGCUACUGUUCCUGCAGAGUAAAGUCAGCGAGGUCCUGGGGGGAAGCGGUUAUAACUCCGACAGGCUAAGCACACCCUAUGUGCCCCAACUGACAGAUGAGGACCGAUUGUCUAAGAGAAAGAGUAUUGGAGAGACAAUAUCCUUGCAAGUGGAAGUGGAGUCACGGAACAGCCCUGAGAAAGAGGAGAAAGCUCCAGCAGAAGAGAUAACGUUUGAGACGUUAAAAAAAGCAAUAGUUGACAGUGUGGCUGUGGAAGAGCAAGAGCGUGAGCGGAGGCGGCAAGUGGUUGAGAAGUUCCAGAAGGCUCCAUUUGAGGAAAUCGCUGCUCAUUGUGGAGCCAGGGCCUCGUUGCUGCAGAGUAAACUAAACCAAAUCUUUGAGCUGACUAUACGCCCCCCUCCAAGUCCUUCAGGCACCAUCACGGCAGCAUACGGGCAGACACAGAACCACUCGAUUCCUGUCUACGAGAUGAAGUUCCCUGACCUUUGCGUCUACUGA
Messenger RNA from Staurois parvus, 2246 nucleotides. The record is from the annotation of a GenBank genome assembly. NCBI's taxonomy places the organism in Eukaryota, Metazoa, Chordata, Amphibia, Anura, Ranidae.